This is a messenger RNA of Caenorhabditis elegans, 1234 nucleotides long. RefSeq names its product Serine/threonine specific protein phosphatases domain-containing protein (gene F40E3.5). Gene Ontology annotation, molecular function: hydrolase activity. Lineage: Eukaryota; Metazoa; Nematoda; Chromadorea; Rhabditida; Rhabditidae. The record is from RefSeq and is marked reviewed. The transcript has 5 exons. The coding region runs from base 164 to 1198 and encodes 344 amino acids.
AGUGAUGUUUUGAUUUUUGUGCACACGAACCAAUUGGCAAGUGCGUGUCGAUGGCGCCAUUCGUAUAGUUGGAGAACACCGUGACUACGUGAGUUUUUUGUUGCUGUCAAAUUGGAAAUUCUUUACCAAAAAAAAAUUAUUUCGAAACGCUCACACAACAACAAUGAGUGACGAUGGUGGAAACGGUAAUGGACAACGAUUUAUCAACAUAACCGAAGAUAUAAUUCCUGACAAAAUCGAUUACGUAAAAUUGAUCAGCAAAAUUUGGACAUACAUCCGCGAGUACACGCCAGACGGCCCACGCCCCCAAUUCUACCCGGAAGUCCUCAAAAAACUUCUGCAGAAGAGUUGUGAGGUGCUGAAACAAGACGAGAUGGUUGUGAAGGUCACGGGUCCGGCUGUCAUAUUCGGUCCGGUGUAUGGAGAAGGUGAUUCGAUGAUCUCGUUGAUGAGUCUCGCGAAAAAGGUACCGCCUGAGCAGACGUAUGUGAUGCUUGGCUGCUAUUUGGGUCGCGGGUUUGCUCAAAUCGAAUGCCUCGUCUUUCUUCUAGCCUACAAGAUACUGCAUCCGGAGAAGGUGGUUCUAUUAAAGGGACAUCACGAAGAGUCGAUUUCGAUCGAAAUGCUCAAAGUGAAGGAAUGGCUGAUGGCACGUGGAAUUGAACGAGACGUGGAUUUGGAAGAAUGCAUGAUUGAAAUGAAGAGAGCGUGUAGUAUGAUGUCGGCCGCUGCUGUGAUCGACUCGAAGAUUCUUUGCAUGCCUGGAGGGCCUGGACCAACGAUUCGGGAGAAGGGAUUGCAGAAGCUUGUGGGACUGAAGAAGGGUGUUCAAGCGAUCGCUGAUAAGAAGCUGCUUAUGGAAGCCUCGUGGUCGGUGCUUUUACUCGAUGAUGCACAGAAGGAUAUGCAUGGAAUGCCGUUUUUCACACCGCAACAAGCCACCGACUUCUGCAAGGCCAACAAUCUGAAAUGCAUUGUACGAGGACGUCAAAUGGUGGAUGAAGGUUAUCUGAACAAGCCUAGAGAAGUGGUCACUUUGAUUUCCGCCGUCGCCUAUCUCGACAACUUCCGGAAUCACGCGGCAGUGUUGCAAGUGGAUAAUGAUAAGGGAAAAGUGAUCCGCUACAAAAUGGAAGAAGGCGAGCAACUGUCGCUGGAGCUGGUCAAGCCUGGAAUGGGAAGAAAUGCAGUUUCUUAAUACUCGAACUUUAUUUUAAAAAUAAAUGUUUAACAG